ACUCUAGAAUCUUAUUGUUUAUAAAUACGUGGUCUCUACCUCCCUAUCUCUCUAUCUCCACGUUGUCUCUCCUGAAAGAGCAUAAGAACAAAAAUACUGUCUUGAAGUUCUCUCUAUCUCUAUAACAGCCUAGACUGGUUAAAGGCCAGGUUUUGGGUUUUUUUCCCUAUCGUCGUAUCCGGUAUAUAAAAGAUUUUGUUCAUUGUUGAAUACCAAUUUCUCGUUUCUGUUGAGUGAGCAAGCACAACUUGGGAAUCCCAAUUUGGGAUGCUGUGAGGAUCAGUCACUGGAACUCAUGAUAAGGUCUUUCAAUGGGGUCCCUAAACGUGGAGAAGAGAUGGGCUUUCCCUCUUGUUAUAAGCUCCCUCAUAUGUCUGUUCCUUUUAGCAACUUGCUUCAACAUGGGUCUUGUUUCUUCAUUGCACACAAUCAAUCAAAUCUUCAACAUUUUCCAAUUCCGUAUCAACCAGACAACCCAAGUUUAUGCUGAAACAAAAGUCUCGCAAUCUCCUCCCCCUCCUCUCCCUUCCCAAAUUCCUCGAUUUGCUUAUCUGGUUUCUGGGUCUAAAGGUGACUUGGAAAAGCUUUGGAGAACCCUCCAUUCACUUUACCAUCCCCGGAACCAAUAUGUUGUUCAUCUGGACCUCGAGUCGCCAGCAAAUGAAAGAUUGGAGCUUGCGUCACGAGUGGAAAAGCAUCCGGUUUUCUCCAAAGUUGGAAAUGUUUAUAUGAUCAGCAAAGCCAAUAUGGUUACUUACAAAGGACCCACCAUGGUUGCUAAUACACUUCAUGCCUGUGCAAUUCUUCUCAAAAUGGGAAAAGAUUGGGAUUGGUUCAUCAACCUCAGUGCUUCUGAUUAUCCUCUUGUAACUCAAGAUGAUCUUAUUCACACAUUUUCAACCAUAAACCGAAAUCUGAACUUUAUUGAGCACACAAGUAAAUUGGAGUGGAAAGCGGACAAACGGGCGAUGCCUUUGAUUGUAGACCCUGGGCUUUACUCAACAACUAAAGCAGAUAUAUACUGGGCGAUGCCAAGAAGAUCUUUGCCAACAGCAUUUAAAUUAUUCACUGGUUCAGCAUGGAUGGUUCUCACUCGCUCGUUUGUUGAGUACUUAAUUUGGGGUUGGGAUAAUCUACCAAGAACCUUAUUGAUGUAUUACACAAACUUCGUUUCCUCACCUGAAGGAUACUUUCACACAGUAAUAUGCAAUGUGCCAGAGUAUGCUCAAACAGCAGUCAGUCAUGAUUUGCACUACAUUGCUUGGGACAAUCCUCCUAAGCAGCAUCCUCACACCCUUACCCUUAAUGACACAGACCAUAUGAUUGCGAGUGGUGCUGCUUUUGCCAGGAAAUUCAAGAGAGAUGACCCUGUCUUGGAUAAGAUUGACAAGGAUUUACUUCACCGGAAGAAUGGGAGCUUCACUCCUGGUGGAUGGUGUUCUGGUAAACCCAAAUGUUCUGAGGUUGGGGACCUGGACAAAAUAAAACCAGGUCCUGGAGCUCAUAGACUGAAACGCCUCAUAGCUAGGGUAGCUUUGAAUACAAAGCUUAAACAAAACCAAUGUAAAUAGGUUUUGGAAAUGUUUCUUGCUUGCAGAUGGAAAAGAACUCAACUUCAAUCUACAUGCCAGAAAAAGGUCUUAAAAAAAAUGUUCUGAGAAAUGAACCUUGAUGCUGAAGUUCCAGCUAAGGCUUCAUUCUAUCUUAGAAUCUAAGUAUGUUAGUUUUUCAUUACAAACUUGGUACGGUCACAAUCUAGUGUAGCACAUUACCUUUCCUCAGGUUCUACUCUCCUAGACCUGUUAUACCACACAGCUCGGAAAUUUUCCGGAGUACUUUUUUUUUUUCCAAUUCCUUGUGUUGCUGUAAAAUUUUCUGUUCCAAAUAAUUUGAUCAUUUUUUUUCUGCA
Messenger RNA from Populus nigra (black poplar), 1909 nucleotides. Its product is annotated as beta-glucuronosyltransferase GlcAT14B. The record is from RefSeq and is a predicted model, not a curated record. Gene Ontology annotation, molecular function: glucuronosyltransferase activity. The coding region runs from base 312 to 1571 and encodes 419 amino acids. The transcript has 5 exons. NCBI's taxonomy places the organism in Eukaryota, Viridiplantae, Streptophyta, Magnoliopsida, Malpighiales, Salicaceae. Gene Ontology annotation, cellular component: membrane.